Messenger RNA from Erigeron canadensis, 1352 nucleotides. Its product is annotated as prohibitin-1, mitochondrial. Lineage: Eukaryota; Viridiplantae; Streptophyta; Magnoliopsida; Asterales; Asteraceae. Bases 116 to 991 code for a protein of 291 amino acids. Gene Ontology annotation, biological process: mitochondrion organization. The record is from RefSeq and is a predicted model, not a curated record. The transcript is spliced from 6 exons. Gene Ontology annotation, cellular component: membrane; mitochondrion.
GAAAAACACAUUUCUAGUCCAAAACCCUCUUCUCUCUCCAUUAAAACCCUUUUUAUUGUUUCUUCUUCGCCGCCGUUCUCCAUCCAUCAUUACCUAAACUUGUACCAGACUUUUAAUGGCAGGGAAGAUGAAUUUCAACAACAUGAAGGUACCCAGGGUGCCUGAUGGUGGUGCAGCAUCUGCAUUAAUAAAGUUUGGAGCUGUUGUUGGUAUCGGACUGUAUGCAGUGUCUAACAGUUUGUACAACGUUGAGGGAGGGCAUCGUGCUAUUGUCUUCAAUCGUAUUGUUGGUGUCAAAGAAAAGGUUUAUCCAGAAGGGACACACAUCAUGAUCCCCUGGUUUGAGAGGCCAAUCAUCUAUGAUGUCCGUGCACGACCACAUCUAGUGGAAAGCACUUCUGGUAGCCGUGAUCUACAAAUGGUGAAAAUCGGUCUUCGAGUUCUUACUCGUCCUGUUGCUGAUGAAUUACCUGCUGUGUAUCGAACUCUUGGUGAGAACUACAAUGAGAGAGUCCUUCCUUCAAUCAUUCAUGAAACAUUGAAAGCUGUGGUCGCACAAUAUAAUGCUAGCCAGCUUAUUACCCAGAGAGAGGCUGUUAGUAGGGAAAUACGGAAAAUACUGACAGAGAGGGCAGCCAAUUUCAACAUGGCACUUGAUGAUGUUUCUAUCACAAGUCUCACCUUUGGAAGGGAAUUUACUGCUGCAAUUGAAGCAAAACAAGUGGCUGCACAAGAAGCUGAGAGAGCCAAGUUUGUCGUAGAAAAGGCUGAGCAAGAUAAGCGAAGUGCUAUUAUCAGAGCACAGGGAGAAGCAAAAAGUGCCCAACUGAUAGGUCAAGCAAUUGCCAACAACCCAGCAUUUAUCACACUCAGGAAGAUUGAAGCCGCUCGGGAAAUUGCGUCAACAAUGGCUAAUUCAUCAAACAAGGUCCUUUUGAAUGCUGAUAAUCUGUUGCUCAACCUUCAGGAAAUGAGCCUGGAGAAGAAAUAGACUACUAAAAAUAAAAUGAAUGAUAAUUGUCAAUUGAAACAUUGGAAGGCCUUUUGUGUUUCUCUUUAAAACCCGUUGUGAAACUGAAAGAUUGUAACGUAACUGGUACUGAAAGCUCAAAACUUGCGGGUUCUAUCAAGUCCUUGAGAUGUUGGAUUUCUUUUAAAUGGUGCAUGAUGAUGACAAAUUGACAACGAGUAUCAUGUAUGGUUAGUCAUGGGUUCUCACAUGAUUUUUGGUUGGUCUUGUGGUUUUAAAUGUUGGCAUGACUUGUCAAAAACUUGUAAUGGUUCUUAAAUUUAUGAUUAUAAUAACAGUUGACGUCUCCGAAAUAAAAAACCACCCUAGGGGGUGUUUGGUA